Molecule: messenger RNA, 4071 nt
Organism: Chilo suppressalis (striped riceborer)
Lineage: Eukaryota; Metazoa; Arthropoda; Insecta; Lepidoptera; Crambidae
Source: the annotation of a GenBank genome assembly
GCGUUCAGUCUGUCCUCUGAAGUGUAGAGGGAUACCCGUGCCGCCAUCACCCUCGCAAAAACCCCGCGAAUUUCAAACAACCAAUAGGAACAGUGUACCACUGUGUAAUUAACCAAUCACAAUUUACGAGUGCAGUGCGUGAGACAGUGUUGUUUUAUGAAUCGGAUUUGAAAAAUCGGAAUUCGGGUCAACCCUUUUUUCGUGUAUUACAACUCCAAACACACAGUAACAGCAAUUAUGUUAUAGUGUCAAAUACACGGUUGUUCUGCAGUAGUGUCAAGCACUUGUGAAACUAGUGUCAAAAUUAAUUUGUAAAUAAGUGCGUAAAUAUGGGGUGCAACACUAGUUCAGAGGCCAAAACCGAUGCCAAAACAGCGAAAGAAGAGAAAGAGCACACACAGGAAAACCACACUAAUACCAAUGCAGAAGAGAAGCAGAAGAGCAUAGAGCAGCAGCCGUCGGAAGAGCAGGCGGCAACGAAGAUCCAGGCGGCGUUCCGCGGGCACAAGACCAGGAAGACCAUGAGCAUGAAGGCGGUCAGCAAGCAGCCACAGCCGCAGCAGCAGCAACAGCAGGCAGAGCCGGAGCCUACCAAGGCGGAGUUGGAGGCGGAGUUCCGGGCUGACGAUAAAGACUUGUGCCAUGCUGCGACCAAGAUACAAGCUUCGUUCAGGGGCCACCAAGCUCGUAGGCAGACUCAGGCGGAAAAGGAUAAAGAAGCACAGGAACUGCAGGAUAAGGAGGACGUAGAGAAGAUCGACUUAACCGACCCCGAUUUGAACAAGGCCGCUACCAAGAUCCAAGCUUCGUUCCGUGGACACAAAGUGCGUAAAGACGUCCCCAACUAAAGUGACCAAGUGUGCACAGGGCAGAAUGGAAUCUGGCUUCGUGUGUGCUUCUUAUUUGAUGAAACUGCGAUGACUUUGCAAAGACGUUUCAAUAAAAAAUUCGUUAAUAGUAUAAAAAAAUGUUCCUAAUCAUUUUUAGAAAAAAUAUAUCUUCCUUUAAUUGGGUAUGUCUAUCUUGCAUUACAUUGCUCAGAAUAGCUGCCUUUAUACUCACACGUAAUAUAAAUUUAUAAAAGAACUACCCCAAGAUCAUCUCCUGACAACUUGUGAUAUGACUUUAAGCGUAAAAAAGUACUUUUAUAAUCUGAUAAUGCUGCACAUACGAAGCCAAAUUGUCGAGUAUCGUUUGUUAGUUACGUAAUGUGUGUAAUCAUGAAUGGUAUGUCAAUUCUCUACCAAUAGCUGUCAAUUUUUACUUUUACUUGAAAUAUUCCUGUAACUAAAGAGCGAAGGAUUGACGUAUCACGUGAAUACCAAAAAGUAGCGAACAUUGGAAAUGAAUUAAACUAUUUAUUAUCUACGUUAGGUAUCUAUCCCAUUUUUCUAUUCUUAAUACCGUCACCCUAUCAUCAGCAAAAUCAUUAUUGUUCGAGAAAUUUCUGCGUUUAUUAAAACAUUCCGAAGCAUUUUUUUCUUCUUCAAUGUUUGUUAAAUAUGUAAGAUUUUAUUUUAGAAUAAAGUAGUCGUAAGAUAAUAAUUAUUGUAGCUUUAAACGCUAUUGAACAGCUUGUAUUAAGUAAUUUAAUUUUGUAUCAUUUAUGAACAAUGUUUAUAUUAUAUUCGUUACAUAGUUAUGUAUGAUUACUAGGAUUACAUUAUUAUUAACAAUUAAAAUUCUUCAUAUUGUUUGUCUUUGAUUAUGUGUUUAUUUAUUGGUUAACUCACUCGUCGCUGAAUUUUCCUGAACAUUUCUGAUAAAAUUUAGGAUUUAUAUUAAAUAAAAUAAUAUUUAAUAUUCAUCUAUGCCAACAUGUGUUUCAUUUGAUUCACGUUAGUUCACUAAUUGAUCAACAUUACAUUUAAGACCGUUAAUGUAGUACAUUCGUCACAUAAAUUAAUAAAUAAUAAAAAAACACUUAAAAUUAUUUACAAAUUACUAGUGGCUACUUCUUUGGAACUGCGUGGUGUCGUGUAAUACCCGGAUUUUGAAAGCCUUAUAAAAAUAAGCGGUUAUUAAUAGUUAACAAGUCGGUUGACGGUGUUGUCAAAUUUAGUUCAAAAAUUAUUACGGCAAGUGCUAUUUUCUAUAUCUCAAAAUUUUCGCUAAUAUUCAUUUCUGAAACUCAAAUUGAUUUGAGCGAUAUGUUAGUUUAAUAAAUGAUUUUACAAGAAUUUUAGGAACCGGGCAUUAAUGUCGCUAUGAUUUAAUAUUUAACGAUUAACUAUUGUAAUAAUAUGUCGUUGGUGUGUAGCCAGUGUUAGGAUGAACAUAGCACGGAUAGGACGUGUACAUAGUUGGUUUUGAGUUUUCAUAAACAAAAUUGUAUUGAUUAUUUUCCCCUCCUUUCUUGAGGGGCGUUUGACUAAAUAACACUUUUUGCAUGUGUUUCUCAUAAGGUGUCUUAGUUGUCUUAAUUAAAACUUCUGUAUCGACCCAAGAUCUCCAUGUUUUUUUCAACGCAUCUGCAUUUAAUAUUCUAUGAGAGUUGUCAAAAUUAGGAAUACUGCACCAGGAACUAUCUUGAUUAUAUGGAUUUGAGUAAGGAUAUUUAUAAGGUGAUGGUAGGUAGGUUAUUUCUGGUUUAUAGCUAUCUUCAAAUCUGAUGUUGGAUGUUUGCAGUUGCCAUACUGGAGUUGGAUAAGAAGAUUCCUUACAUUCUAUCAAUGGUGGCUGCCUUUCAAUUACCUCUGUGACAUUACGCUGUUUUAUUUCAAUAACUUCAAAAGUUUCUGGAAUCAAAAUUUUUAUUCAAUAUGGUGUGAGUGAAAAAAAUUUUUUAUUAUUUGUUUAUUUUAUAAAAACACUUCCAAGAUUAUGUGAGAAUGUAUGUGCAACCUUUAUCGAUUCAUCAAUUAUAAUUUGUUUUAAAUGACAACGACCUUAUUGUAAAAUUUAUUUAUCACUAUGUAUUUAAAUUUCAAUUUUAUUUCAUCAUAUUUGACCUAUGGAUGAAAUUUUCAAUUUGACUUUAUUAUAUAAAUUUUUCAUUACGCUUCGCUCCCUAUAGAUAAGAAUUACAUCUAUGGCUUGUGUUUUAUAUCCCAAUUAAGUGUCUAACUAUUAAAACUUAAGAUCUAAUAGUAAAAUUUACUUACCAUUUUUCAUACAAUCCUCAAGUGGUUUUAAGAUACCAGAAACAUCAUUAUUCUUCUUGGUAUUGUCAUCAAUUUCUUUAAGUCCAGGUUUUGACGGUAAUUUAUUCCUUGUUUCAUUGGAUACAUGAUGACUUGUCUUAGGCGGACUUAUAGGAACAAUUUUUAGUUCUUUUCCUGUAAAAGGUAAUAAUAAUCUCCUUGUGUUUUUAGUUAAAUUCAAUUCUUCUUUUUUUUGUUUAUCUUCUGUUAGUUGCUCGUCGUUAUUUUGAUCUGACUUUCUUCUAUAUCCUGUAACAUCUGCUGUUUCAUUUAUUAUAUUGUUAUUUAAUGUUGAAUUGUUGUUUUUAUUUGUGUUAUCCACAAUAGAAAUUUUACUUUGAACUUUCAUAUCAUCGGAUACUGUAGCAGAGAGUGGAACAUUAUCAUUACUAGCAUCAGAAUUAUGGAGUUUCAUUCUGUGUAUCAUUUGGUCUGUUUCUUCGUGAACGACACUCUCAUUUUUUUUGUCUGGUAAUACUGGUAUCUCAUGUAAAUUAUUUUUCAAAUCAAUACUAUUGUUUUCGUCUGUAUGUGAAGUAUCAUUUAAAACAUCAGUUUCUUCAUGAUUAUUGGCCAUUGGUUUUUCAAUUUCAGAAAUUGUCUUUUGAUUUACCUUUACAGAUUGUGGUUUGUCAGUUAGUAUUAUGUCAUUAACGGGAUCUUCUAUGAAGAGUGGUUCUGCAAUUAUUUUGUGUUUGGAAUGGGCUGUUUCCUUUGUGGCUUUCGUUGAUUUUUUUUCAUCAUUAUUGGCUAAUCUUGGUUUUUUAGCAAUAUUUUGUUUCAUAACAGCGGUUUUUUGUAACUGAGCUCUAGGAGUUACUAAUGUUUUUUUCACAACUUUGUUGUUAGCCAAUUUGGGUCUUGAAUUUACAUUUGGAUGAACUGGUUGUGAAACAGAGAGUGCCAUAAUUUUUUCUUUGUGGGUUUG